AACCAAAGAAGCUUUCUACCGUAUCGUACAGGCCUACAUGACACUGGCCAUCUUCGAAAUUGGGGGAAAAACAUGGAAAUGAGAGAAAGUUUUGCCACUAAGUAAAGUCUGCAGUGACAAGAAAGCAUGGGCAAAAAGGGCAAGAAGAAAGAAAGUGGCAAGAAGAGCGGGAAGAAAGGAGGGAAGAAGAAGUCUUCUGAGCCCCAGAUGACGAUCCAAGAAGCCAUCCUAGCAUACCAAAUCAACAUCAAGGAGCAAGCGCUGGAGGAAUUCAUGUACGAAAUCAAAGGACUAGAAGAAAAGAACCAAAAACACAAAGAAAGGAACGAGCGUCUCAAGGAGGAGCAGCUCUACCACAUCAGCACCCUCCUCAAGCAGGCCAAGGAGAGAGACAAGGAGCUGGAGCAGGUCACCGUCGUCAACAAGGAGCACGUCGAGGAGGCCCUCAAGGAUAAAUGGAAGGCGGCCAAGGAAGAAGAUCAAAAGAUCGAAGACCUGAAGGGGGAGAUCGCUCAGCGGGCGGCUGAGCUGGAGGAGGAACUAGUGACGGUGGCCAAGUGGCAGGAGUACAGAAACAAAGGCCAGCACGAACACGCCAAGCACAUCAAGUUAUUGGAGCAGGAGCUCUUGGACAUGCAAGUCAGCUUUGACGAAAUGAAAGCUCAUCUAGAGAGAACCCUGAACGUGGCCAAAGAUGAAAUCCACAAGUCCACCGAGGAGCGACUGAUGGAACAGAAGCACAUUGCAUCAGAAAAAGCGAUGACCACACUCGACAAAUGGAGCACGCAAGAAGUGAAAGACAACAAGUGGUUGAAGAAAGAGGCGGAGCUUCAUCGGGUGGAAGCUGAGCGUCUGGUGGAGGAAGUAGAGGUGCUGGAGAAGGAGAACCUAGAGAUCAUGAGCAGGUUGUUUGACUGCCGCAUCCAGGACCUCAAAAUUUCUAGGAAUUUCUACCUGACCCAGUUUGGUGAGGGAGAGGACAUUGACGACGGGGGAAUACUGGAAGAGGACCUGAGCAAGAUGGACCUGGAGAGUCCCGACAAACCCCUGGCGAUUGGGGGUGCAACACAGGGUCCAGCAAAAGCACCGCGUCCGAAAAGCGCCACCCAGAGAGCAGUAGAGGCCAAGGUGUUCUCUCUUGCCGUCAAGGAGCAGUGGGAGGAAGAUCUGGGAGGCAGCUGGGCCGACGUCAACCAACUGGACAACUACUUGGAUUACGAAGACGAAAACUUUGAUGACUACUUGAACCUGGGUCCAGUAGAACUCAAGCUCCUGCGAGUGACCGGCCACAAGAUGACGGUGCACAAGCCCAAGAAACUCACGGAUGAAGAGGAAGAGGCCAAACUGUCUGCCCCGGACGUCUGGCCUGUCACCCCCGAGAUGCUGAAGACGGUGACCGACGUGUGAGUACGGUGUCAGUGUGUGAAGACGUCACGUCCUCAUUCUGUAUGAGGACAUUACAAUUCAUAAAUGUGUUUGGACGGCACCAGAUUCAGGAAGUUUACUGUUGACAAUUGGUAUUUAACGUUGGCAUGGUUGAGAAGAGCCUUGCUAUGUUAAAAAUGAAAGGUUCCUAAUCGUAGCUAUGCCCCAGGGCAUUUUUGGACUAUACAGAGUGACAGGUCUGAACAUUCACAUCCAAAGUUCCCUCUAUUUACAAUUAGGAAUUAGGCCAUUUUAUUUUAGCCUAUUGCAUGAAGAUUGUCCAGAAGUAAAAGUUGUGAACUUAACUUGUUGCCUCAUUUGAAGGUAUUGGCAUGGACUGUCAGAUUUAAGAUUCAAAAGUAAGCUGUAGAAGUGGCAGCCCAUGGAGGCAUGUCCAUGUGAUUAUAUCCAAAUUAAUUUCAUUUUAUGACACAUAUUAUAAUUAUGAAAAAACAUGUUAAGGGAAAUUUAAACAGAGCCGUUGGGCUAUUCAAAUAGAAUGUUUUGUUUUAAACAAGAUCUUCUUUUUGGUUUGCUGCAUGUGGAGUUCCAUUUAUCUUAUUCAUCUUUGAUUCCAUCAAACCCAUCCACAAAGUUUUGAUGGGUUUUGGAAGAUUGUGGAAGGUCAACCCAGGAACUGUUACUUCACUUGAGGCUUGAUAAUGCCUCUUAAGUUGUUGAACAAAAGAUGCCCUGGGAAUUAGGAGAAAUUUGGCAAGUCCUAAAUCUACGAAAUGUGAUGGACUUUGGUGGAUUUAGAUAGAAAUGAAGUCUAAAUAAUCUUGUGUGUUGUAUCAAGCAGUACACCAGAAUAAGCCAAGAUGAACAGUUGAACAAAGACAAGUUGCAAAACAAAACCAAACAAAAAACUUUUAGAAUAGUUUUUUUAUUACGUAUUAUCUUUUGAGUAUGCAGAAUGCUGAUAGAGGUGAAAGUGAUUUGGGAAGGAUCAAAUUAAAUUGCACCAAUUUAUGCAAGAAAUCCACUGAAACUAAAGAAACACAAUAUACCUUCAUUGGAUAAUUUCUAUUUAUUGAAAUAUGUGUUUAUAAUAAAUUCAAACUUUAUGAAUCCACAUGCAUGCUCAUGGAAAACAUUGUAUAGUGUACAGAAGUUGAAGUUCCGUUUUUGAAUAUUCGUUAAUGUAUACCUGCAAGGAUAUUUCAGCAUGGUAUGCAAUGUGCAAAUGAAGUCCAUGGUAUCUGAACAGACUGUAUGAAUCAAAUUAAAAGUAUGAUAUAAAUCACAUGAAUGUUCUGGUGUAUAUUACCUUA
Acanthaster planci (crown-of-thorns starfish) is the source of this 2699-nucleotide messenger RNA. RefSeq names its product coiled-coil domain containing 83 (gene ccdc83). The record is from RefSeq and is a predicted model, not a curated record. NCBI's taxonomy places the organism in Eukaryota, Metazoa, Echinodermata, Asteroidea, Valvatida, Acanthasteridae.